CUCAGUUCUUUGCGAGCGUUCGUCGUGAUCACUUCUUACACGGCGGCUAUUUAAAGUCAACUAAAACUACGCAAGCGUGAUAAGAACGAGAAUACAUAUACUUUUGUUGUUGUUCAUUGUAUAUUAAAAAAUAUUAUAGAUAUUACCGGGUGUGUAUAUAAAGAUUUUGGAUGAGCAAAUACGUUGACAAAAUUCACUUUUGAAUAGCUCUCAACUCGUUGAAAACGUGACAAUCUCUUGAUAACGAAAUUACAAAUUAAUGAUUUUGUGUUUCUAAUUGGCUGCGAAUGCACUUUUAAUUAAGUGAGAUAAUUUCUUUUUUUUUUCAAAUAGAAAAGCAAAAGUUGCAAUAUGUCGAAAGGCGUUGAACUGAAAAAUCCCAACUUGAAGCACAUGUCUUCGGACUAUUUAUACCAUCUGACCAUCAAUGUAUCCAAUACUGUUGAUACUAGCGAUAUUCAGCAACAAUUUGGGGAUGUGAAGGUGGUUUGCAUGGGUGGUACCUCAUCGCGUAUGCGUGAUCUGGCUUUAUAUCUGCGUAAUGUGCUUGGCAAUUCGGACACCAGCAAACCAAUUGAUCUGGCCGAGGCAGGACAUCGCUAUGCACUCUUUAAAGAAGGUCCUGUACUGCUUGCCAGCCAUGGUGUUGGCUCCUCCACUGCCUCCGUGGUGCUGCACGAGCUGUUGAAGCUGCUGAAGUAUGCCAAGUGCCAGGAUCCCGUUAUCAUACGCAUCGGCACUUGCGGUGGCGUUGGCGUUGCUCCAGGCACCGUGGUGGUCACCAAGAAUGCCUUCAACGGUUACUUGCGCAAUGAACACGAGAUCCCUAUUCUGGGGAAGCGUGUUGUGCGACCGGCUUAUUUCCCUGAGCAAGUUAUCCAAGACAUUCUCAAGCAUGGCAACCGCACCGAAGAUGGCUUUGAUACCAUUAUAGCCAACACCAUGUCUACAGACUGUUUCUACGAAGGUCAAGGACGCAUCGAUGGCGCUGUUUGUGAAUACGACGAUGCGGCCAAGUUGGAGUUCCUCAAGGAGUGUCAUAAGCUUGGCAUACGCAACAUUGAAAUGGAGGCCACAAUGUUAUCCUCGCUGACGCUGCAAGCUGGUGUCAAGGCAGCUGAUAUUUGUGUGACAAUCGUCAAUCGUUUGAAUGGUGAUCAGGUGGAAAUCACACCCGAUACUAAAAAAAGCCUUCGAACAGCGACCUUUUCUAAUUGUAGGCAGAUAUAUUCAGGGAUUGCUUGGAAAAUGAAAGAAUAAUGAGGAGACUAACGGAUUCUUUUUAAAGAGAUUACCAAUCAUAUGGCAUUUAUAAUCAUUAGAACAUUUUAUUUGAUUAAUAGGAAAAGAAAAUUUACAAAAA
This is a messenger RNA of Drosophila sulfurigaster albostrigata, 1363 nucleotides long. Its product is annotated as uridine phosphorylase 1. The record is from RefSeq and is a predicted model, not a curated record. Gene Ontology annotation, biological process: uridine catabolic process; nucleotide catabolic process. Lineage: Eukaryota; Metazoa; Arthropoda; Insecta; Diptera; Drosophilidae. Gene Ontology annotation, molecular function: uridine phosphorylase activity. The transcript is spliced from 6 exons. Bases 352 to 1260 code for a protein of 302 amino acids. Gene Ontology annotation, cellular component: cytoplasm; cytosol.